GAUAACAUCCUUUUACGUGGCUUUUCUUGCUACGCAUGUCAAAAAUAUCAUUUCCUCUUCUUGUGCCAACAUGGCGAUGCGAAUUGCUUUGAUUGUGGCUUGCGUUUUGCAAGUAUCAAACGCACUGUACUUUCACAUUGGUGAGACGGAAAGAAAAUGUUUCAUCGAAGAAAUUCCAGAUGAUACCAUGGUAGUCGGAAAUUACAGAGUGGAAGUGUUUGAUUCAAAGAUAAAUGCAUUUGUCCCAACUGUUUAUGGGCUAGGCAUGCAUGUGGAAUGUAGGGAUCCAGAUGACCGCAUUAUCCUGUCGAGGACAUAUGCAGCUGAGGGCCGAUUCACAUUUACAUCUCACACAGCUGGGGAGCAUGUAAUCUGUCUCAAUUCAAACUCUUCGGCCUGGUUCAACGCUGGACAGUUGCGCGUGCAUCUAGACAUCAGCGUAGGUGAGCAUGCCGUGGACUACCAGCAGGUACAGGCCAAGGACAAGCUGACAGAGCUUCAGCUGCGCGUGAGGCAACUGUUGGACCAGGUGGAGCAGGUCACCAAAGAGCAGAACUACCAGAGGUAUCGGGAGGAGCGAUUCCGACAGACAAGUGAAAGCACAAACCAGCGUGUUCUGUGGUGGUCCAUUAUCCAGACACUAAUACUCCUUGUCACAGGAUUUUGGCAGAUGCAGCACUUAAAGAGUUUCUUUGAAGCCAAGAAACUUGUAUGAGGGACACAUAGUAGUGUCCUUUUUAUUUUUUCUGUUAGUUUUUUUUGGGGGGGAGGUUCAAAUUCGAGAACUGUUCAAAGCCAUCAUUUUAGGUUCCAUGGGUAUAACAUUUUAAUUUGACUGGUGUUCAGACUUUGUGAAGACUGCUGCAGUGUGAAAGAUUUAUUUAAAAUUGCCAGUGAUUCAGUUAAGAAAAAAUGAGCCCAAUGAAGUAAAGAUCUUCUUUCCAAUUUUUUGUUGGUUUAGUUGAACAGUGUUUGUGGAGUGGUUGUAUUGUAGUGAGCUUAUUUCGAGUUUGUGUGAUGUGUGUGUGUGUGUGUGUGUCUGUCUGUGUGUACUUGAUGAAUGUGCUGAUGUAUGCAUGAAUAAAUGAACAUUCCUUGUUUGGUUUGCAAGUGGUAGUCCCGCAAUAUAUCUUCUUGGUUUUGUUUCCUUUUUUUUAUGAUGGCGUUGGUGUUUUUUGCUUUCAAGACUUUAUCAAAUGCGUAUGUUGUGUUGACUGGGGAGCAUUGGGGUGGAAUUUUUCAGUUUCAUUGUGUGUGGGAUAGGGGAUUGUAUACUUUGGUCAUUAUAUGUCUGUGUUGUGUUGUGCUGAUGUCAGUAUCACCCUAUACUUUUAAAUACUUAAUACAAAAGAGUCUGCUUCAAUACAGAGGUAUAAUAGUAAAACUGCAAACUUUGUUUAGAAGAUAUGAAAGUAGAGAUUGGAUCUGUUACUUUCAAGAGAAUCUCCUCUUUUUAAAAAAAAUGUGGGGUUAGAUAAAGGGACAUGAAAUAAGCGCUCAAAAUGCCAAGAAAAUGGCACUGUGAAAGACCCUAGUCAUUAAUUUGCAAAACAGACUUCGUGUUGCUGGUUUCUGUGUGUCUGUCUAAUACGAGAUCACCUUUCAUCCAUUCUGUUUGUUUUGUCGUAGCAGCAGAGCAUUUCAAUGCAUGCAGCCACAAUAAUGACAGUUGUCAAGGGUGCCUUCAUCUCUAAGGAGACUUAUUCUUUGAAAUUGAUUGUCCCAUUAUUCUUUAAUGGUUUUCCUUUGUGAAAGUAGUGCUUUUUAGAUUGUCUUGUAACAUUUUACGGGUGCACACUGGUUUUUCAUUCUGUUGAUGCUAAAGUGCUGUUCAACUACUCAUACUUCUAACGAGCCCAAAGAAAUGACAUGGCUUAGAUUUCUCAAAAUGUCUUUCGAAUAAAAUGGAAGACAACUAUCUUUUAACCUUUGAAAAUGAUUAUCUUUCUUGCAAACCACUGCUUUAAAUCGCAUUCAAGUAUGAAUUACCACAAAAAUGCCCAAGUUCACUGAUUAUCUGCUGUUGGGUGAACAACUCCAAUUAGUGUAUUAAAAAAAAUCAAAUUAUACGGUGAUGUUAGUGGCAGACAAGGCAACUCUACUGGUUUAGUUUUUCCAAUUUACCCUGGGCUGACCUUUUUGAGCACAUUUUGGAGAAUUUGUUCUGCACUUGUUUGAUGUCUGUAAGUGUCGCGUUUUUUGUGCUUUUUUUUUUUUCAAGGAUAGUUUUACUGUUUGACAUUAUCCAAGGUAACUUGUUGUUUUGGAUUACAUCAUGUCAGCUAAUGGCUUUUUUUAUGUUGUUACUAGUAAAGUGACCCUUCAGUGUUUUAAUUUAUAUACAUACAAGAUAAUCUCUUUGUUGCUGUGAAUUUCUUUCAUCACUACAAGUAAUUUGUCUCUGACUUAGAGUAUAAAUAAAAGAAAAAAUUCCCACA
Molecule: messenger RNA, 2438 nt
Organism: Aplysia californica (California sea hare)
Lineage: Eukaryota; Metazoa; Mollusca; Gastropoda; Aplysiida; Aplysiidae
Product: transmembrane emp24 domain-containing protein eca
Exons: 5
Coding region: 71-715 (214 amino acids)
Biological process (GO): endoplasmic reticulum to Golgi vesicle-mediated transport; intracellular protein transport; Golgi organization
Cellular component (GO): endoplasmic reticulum; COPII-coated ER to Golgi transport vesicle; endoplasmic reticulum-Golgi intermediate compartment
Source: RefSeq, a predicted model, not a curated record